CUCUUCGGCACCGCCUGCACCCCGCGCCCUCCGGCCGCCUGAGGCCCCGGGCUCGAUGUCCGCCGCUCCCGCGGCGGCCCUCGGGGUGCCGGCGGGCUCGCUGCGUGCAGCGGCAGUGGCGCGAGACCUCGAGGACAACAUCGUGGGCCACGAGCAGGCAACGGAGGAGGUGGAGGUCCCGAAGGGCCUCGUUCCCGGCGACACCUUCCAGACGAGGACCCGCGACGGCCAGACGGUGCAGGUGACGGUGCCCCCGGGCGUGGCGGCGGGCAGCAGCUUCCGCUUCGCGUACCCCGCUCGUCCGCCCGUCCCGACGGUGCAGGCGACCGUGAUCGGGGACGAUUCGGACUGGCUGGACUCGCCACGGGCUGGUGGCGUCUUCGACAGCGCCCUGUUCCGCUCCUUUGCCGCCCAGCGCGCGGCCGCCGCCGAGCGCGUGCAGGAGCUGCACUGGGUUCGCCAGGACAGGCAGGCGAGCGAGACAGGCUGGCUGGUGUACCUUGGCGGGUGGUGCCUCUGCUGCUGCUGCGGGCCCGUGGGGCCGAUCCUCUGGUUCACCAUCGCCGGCGCCUUCUUCUGCAAGCCUGCGGAGCACCGCGAGCGCUUCGAGCGCGAGCGCAGCGUGGCGACGGUGUCUCUGUGGACGGGCGUGCUGACGACGCUGGCGAUCCUGCUUUUGAUAGCGAUGUACGAUGAGGUGGGCGCGGGCGACGCCAGGGUGGCGAGGCAGCCGAAGUGCGAGCUGAUGGGCCGAUUCUCCACCAUAGGCAGGCCGUGGGAGAAGGGAGGAUAGGGAUGUCUUCCUCCUCCUCUUCCUCCUCCUUCUCCUCCUCCUCCUCCUCUUCCUCCUCCUCCUCCUCCCCCUCCUCCCUCUCCUGCAUCUGGCAGUGGUGGUGGAACAUCGGCCUGUCACGAGCCGCCCUACCAGUGGAUCGAAGACAGGUGCACUCGCCCCACGAAGCCCACGGAGCGGUGAGUCCUGGGUGGUGCCGCAGCCGUUGGUCGAGGAAGAAACAACGGCAUAAGCAGAAAUUGUCGGCAGCCCGCGCGGAUUUUUUGGAUCCGCGCUGGGGCUCCCCUGGCGCCGCCUUCGGCGCCGCCCCCUGGCGCGCUCCGCGCGCCAGGGAGGGGUGUCCAGUGCAGAUCCGAGAAAUCCGCGCGGAGCGCCAGAACUCUAUGUUUAUGCCGUUUGUCCUUCUUCUAGUUGGGGGGGGAGCUGGGAGCGCG
Molecule: messenger RNA, 1227 nt
Organism: Prorocentrum cordatum
Lineage: Eukaryota; Dinophyceae; Prorocentrales; Prorocentraceae
Source: the annotation of a GenBank genome assembly